UUAUAUAAACACUGAUUCUGAUUCUGUUGUUGUUGUUGAUGAUGGCACUUUUAAUCAAGAAACAAAUAAUAUUCCAUCAAAAAUUUCCAAAAGGGCCGUUAUAAAUGCAAAAAGAAAAAAAAUUCAAACAAUGGCAACUAAAGAAGUUUUAACAAAUAUAUAUUCACAAUAUUUAGUACCAUUUGCAAUUAAUGUAAAUGUGACAAUUAAUAGAAAAUAUCCAACUGUUGCACCAUAUUUCGAAGGAGCAUCAGUUAAUAAUGUAUUAGUAAUGAGUGGCUGUUUUAUAUUAAGUACUUUGGCUUUUGCUUAUUUGGUGAAAAAUAUUUUGUAUAUAAAACCACGUAAAAAUGAACCACCAAUAGUACCAUAUUGGAUUCCAUAUAUUGGGUCAACUAUGACAAUGGGAAUAGAUCCAAUUAAAUUUUAUCGAAAAAAUCAAGAAAAGUAUGGAGAUUAUUUCACAUUUAUUUUAUUGGGUAGAAGAAUGGUGACAUGUCUUGGAACAAGUGGUAACAAUUUUUUGUUUAAUGCAAAAGUAGCAGACGCAUCAGCUGAAGAAGCAUAUAAAGGAUUAACAGUACCAAUAUUUGGUAAAGAUAUUCAUAAAGCAACAGCUGAACUAAUCAUUAUGACAGCUUCUAAAUGUUUAUUAGGAGAAGAAGUUCGAUCAAAACUUGAUGAAACAUUUGCACAAAUAUUCCAUGAUCUUGAUGGUGGCUUUAGACCAAUAAAUUUUCUUUUUGAGAAUUUACCAACAAAAGCCAACAAAUUACGUGAUCAAGCACACAUUAAAAUGCGUAAUUUCUUUUUGGAUAUAAUGAAAUCACGUCGUGAAAGAGGUGUCACUGAUGGUACAGACAUUAUGCAAUAUUUGACAAAAGAUUGUGUUUAUAAAGAUGGCAAAAAAUUAUCAGAUGAAGAAGCAGCACAUAUUAUGAUUGCAAUGUUAAUGGCAGGUCAACAUACAAGCUCUACAACAAGUGCAUGGGCUUUUCUUUACCUUGCCCAGAGUCCAGAAUUAUUUGAGAAAUUAAGACAAGAACAAAUCAGAGUGUUGGGAUCACUUAAUGCUCCAUUAACUUUUGAGGCAUUGAAGGAGAUGACACUGCAUGACAAUGUUGUUAGGGAGACAUUGCGUUUACGACCACCUAUUCUUACAAUUAUUCGUAAAGUUAUUAGAGAUAUGAAAAUUCCAGGUACAAAUUAUGUCAUACCAAAAGAUUACUACAUCCAGGCUAUUCCAGUGGUUUCAGCAUGUUCAGAUGAAUUUUUUGAAAAUGCACAGACAUUCAAUCCUGGUAGAUGGGAGGAGUUUGAUAAGAGCAACUUAGUUAAGGAAAGGAAUGAUGAUCUUGUGGAUUAUGGAUUUGGUGUUUUGCAUUCUGCUAGUGCCAAAUCACCAUUUAUUCCAUUUGGUGCAGGACGUCAUAGAUGCAUUGGAGAAACAUUUGCAUAUUUACAAAUUAAAACAAUUAUAGCAAUAUUUGUUAGAACAUUUGAUUUAUGUUUGAUAAAUAAAAAAUUUCCAGACAUUGAUUAUACUACCAUGAUAGCUCAACCCAAAAAUCCAAUUAUAGAAUAUACUAGAAUAUUAGAAUAA
Messenger RNA from Entrophospora candida, 1603 nucleotides. Lineage: Eukaryota; Fungi; Glomeromycota; Glomeromycetes; Entrophosporales; Entrophosporaceae. The record is from the annotation of a GenBank genome assembly.